AUGCUCCUCAAGUCAAUGCUCACCACCGCCCUGCCCCUGCUGAUGCUGGCAGGCAACGCCCUCGCCGUCGGCUGCUCCACCCACAGCUUCACUACCUGCGAAGACAAAAUCGUCCACUGGUACGACCCGGACACCGGCGAAGUCUGCGACCCUCUCGACUGCGGCGGUGGUCGCGCUCCCCUUAAGACCGACGAGCCUGGAUGUCCUGGGUAUACUGGUACCAAGGUCCGCACUACCUCAUACCUGUCCUGCUUCACGCCCUCUUCUGCACUUGCGACUGCCACCACUUCGAAGAGUGCCGCUGCCGAGUCUACGACUGCUUCGGACUCGACAAGCAAGGAGACUAGCGUCGCUUCUUCCACUACGGCCGGCAGUGCCACUGGAACUGGGGCUUCGGGUAGUGGAACUACGCCUGCGACGACUGCGGCGGCGACUCUGUCGUCCAGUGCGCAGUCUUCUGCUGCUGCCAAUGGGACGGCUAGUUCCAGUGGCUCUGCGGCCCCGACUGCUACAACCAAUGCUGGCGACGCCUUGACCGGUUCGUUGAUGGCUGUUGCUGGUGCUGCGAUUGGUGCCUUUGCCCUGCUUUGA
Messenger RNA from Penicillium cataractarum, 591 nucleotides. RefSeq lists its product as uncharacterized. The record is from RefSeq and is a predicted model, not a curated record. Bases 1 to 591 code for a protein of 196 amino acids. The transcript has a single exon. Lineage: Eukaryota; Fungi; Ascomycota; Eurotiomycetes; Eurotiales; Aspergillaceae.